Molecule: messenger RNA, 4390 nt
Organism: Pogonomyrmex barbatus (red harvester ant)
Lineage: Eukaryota; Metazoa; Arthropoda; Insecta; Hymenoptera; Formicidae
Gene: Vps8
Product: vacuolar protein sorting 8
Biological process (GO): endosomal vesicle fusion; protein targeting to vacuole
Cellular component (GO): late endosome; HOPS complex
Molecular function (GO): protein binding
Source: RefSeq, a predicted model, not a curated record
AUUAAGUCGAGAUAAAAUUGCUCUAUAUUGGUAGAAAUGGAUGUUAAAGCCAAUCGGAAGUCGCAAAAAUCUAUAGUUCACGUUACAUAUAUUAUAGAAAUCUUUCGUGGAAUUCCAGUGGCACGGAUUUCGAGCCAUCAUAGACUAUAUGCUAGCACUUGCGAAGACAUGUAGGAUGAAAACAAAAGUGUCAAACAAUUGUCAAAUACUCAUGUUUGUAAAUCGGCCGUUCUGACCGGGAUCGCGACAACAUAAUUUAAGUGUAAAAUGGCUGAGAAUGAAUUUGUAUCCGACGGUGACGAAUGUCUCGUUACGGAGGCUAUUAAUUUAGAUAUCGAGGAGUUAGAUAACAUGGAAUAUGCCAUACCGAUCGUGGAAGAAUUACCCACUUUAGAAAGUAUAUUGAUGGAACCUGAUUAUGAGUCACUGUCGGAAACUGAGGAUGACAUUGGUAUACCGUUAGGAGAGAAACUUGGUAGCAGCGAGACAACCAGCAUUGGCAGUCACCUGUCACUGAAUUCGUUAAAUAAAUCCUCCAAGGCUACUCAGAGAUCAUCCUCGGGUGUUAUCUUAAGGCACGUCAUACUCAAAGGAAUAACAUCACAAAUUGUAUCGGCCAAUGAGAGAGUCAACGCUGGUUUGGCUAGCGCAGUUGCAGCUGGAGGGAAUAUGCUGGUGAUCGGAACCAGUCAUGGUUUAAUAUUGGGUUUUGAUUCCUCACAAACAUUGCGAUGGUGUGAUCAGGAGGCGAGACAUCAGGGUUCAGUCUCGGCACUUUGCUUCAACUAUGAUGGCAGCAGAGUGUUAGCAGGUUUUGUCAGAGGACAUAUCUUGAUGUUGGAUAGCAGUAAUGGAAAAGUUUUGAGGAUUCUCACUGAUGUACAUCCACUCGACACUGCUGUAUUACAUGUUAAGUUUACAGAUUCACCGAAAAUAGCCUUGUGUAGCGACAGUGGUGGGUCGGUGUUCGAAUUAAAUUUCACUAGAGUGAUGGGUGUACGAGGUUGCGACAGUAGGUGUUUGUUCAGUGGCUCAAAGGGAGAAGUGUGCACCCUAGAGCCUCUAUUAUUGAAUCACUUGCCAUCACAUCCACUGAAGAAUUAUACAUUAGUGGCAAUGGCAACAUUGUCGAAGGUGAUUGUAGUUUGCAUAAGACCGCGAAUGCGCGUUGUAUUGAGUCAUCCGUUAACUGGUGCCCCGACAGCACCGCCCCAACUGUCUUGGCAACUGGUUGUCAUACAGACGGCUGACGGAUCUCGUGUAAUCGAUCCGGUAUUGGCGCUCGCCAGGGACAACGUGGUCUAUUUUUAUCAAGUGUACACCGAAAUCGGUACGCGGAUAAAGCUCUCUCCUCUUCGGAGAAUGACACUACCGUACAUGAUAAGCAAUCUGAGAUGGUUAAACCCAAGAGCUCUUGUGGUAUUGGAUGCUCAAGAAAAAUUGCAUUUGUUAGACGUAAGGGCGCAGGAUAAUUUGGAGACGUUAGACAUGAGUCGCGUUGGUAUUUCUUAUGCCUCUAGUCAUUUUAAGGGAUUAUCUACUGGUGGAAAUGUUUCCAAGGCGAUGGCGUUGGCCGGCGAACGGGCAUGCUACAACACCGUUGUAGUCUUCGGUACACAACUGUUAUUAUUAGGUACAAAGAGUUUACAUGUGAUAUGUAUGAGGACAUGGACUGAAAGAUUGCAGCAUCUGAUAAUGCAGAAACGCUUCCCCGAAGCUUUAGCAUUGGGUCUUUCUUUUUAUCAAGAUAAAGGCAAGGCGGUUAUCGGUCUACGAGGUUCUAAGCAACGUCGCAAACAAAUAGCGCGUGAUAAGGUUUGCGAAGUAUUGGUACAAUAUAUGGACGAAUUGAAUCAGUGUCUCGUCGACGAAAAUAUAGACUACGAUAUGAUAGUAUUAACUUGCGUCGAUUACUGCAUUCAACUGGAAAAUCUGGAUCUGUUGUUCGGAAAGUUGUGGGACAUAGUUUUCGAAUCGGAAGGAUUGAAAACAAGUUAUUUGCACGCUCUCGAAGUUCCUCUGCUGGACGGGAGUCUACAACCGCGACUGCCGCCAUUAAUCGCCCAGCAAUUGGUCACUCUUUAUGAUCAAGAAAACAAAGUAGAUACGUUGGAGGCGAUCGUGGUUCUGCUCAACGUGGAUUGCUUGGAUAUUCAUCAAGUAACAACAAUUUGUCGUCAGCGAGGAUUGUGGGAGGCAUUGAUUUACCUCCAGACAACAGCCUUGGGCGAUUUUACAGCGCCUAUUCAUCAAUUGGUACCGGUACUUCAAAAUUUAUUACAAGAUUCAAUAGCCGCCCUUUCUCGAGAUUGUAUAAAACUCGGCAAUGCCAUUCUGGUUUAUACCAGUUGCUGUCUCGCUGGUCGCGGAUUUCCCAAAGACGAGCUACCCGAAGAUAUGAGGCAGAAAGCAAAGGCGGACAUAUUGAGAGCCCUGUUAUCUCAGCAUUCCAGUUUAGCGAAUGACAUGGAGAGACAGUAUCCGUAUUUGAGGACGCUACUGCAAUUCGACGCGAAGGGCUUUCUCGAUGUUAUAGCCAUCGCUUUUCAAGAACCAGAAUUUACCUCCGAGAUGGGCCUUCGGCAUCGACAAAGACUCAUAGAUAUUUUGUUGAGCAUUGUUAUGCCGAGUACGCCACUUACUCCGAAAAGUAUUGAUUAUAUCACAAUUGAACAACAGUUCAUGGUUCUAACGUUCGUUGCGAACGAAGUGUCCGAGAACACGGUUACGUUAGAGUCUAGUACGUUGAAUAGAAUGAUAGAUGUAUUGUGUAUCGACUCGCAUGUAGAACUGUUGAAGGAUUUUAAGACUGAAAGGGAAAAUGCUGUGUUGGGAUUGCUGAAUUCUAAAAAGCUGUGCAAUAUUUCUGAUAAUACUUUGUUAAAUUUAGCGAAUAGAGCUAACUUUAUAAGAGUCGCGGAGUUGCUGUACAGUGCGCGAGAGGAUUGGGUGGAGGUAUGUAAAUGUAUGAUCCUGGAGCCAUCCAGGCAUCACGAUGUGUGGCCUUGGCUCGAGCAUCUGCCAGCUGCUUCGUUGAACCAAAUCGUAUCGGUUCAUGCUUCAACUCUCGUGACGAUCAACGCCAAUCAGUUCGCCAUAAUUAUUGCGUCACGAUUGCAAAACAAGAUUGACGAUACACUACGGAAUCUCAAUAAUUCGAGCUUGGAGUACAAGUUGCUAGGAGCAUUGUAUCAAGUCGCGCAGUACAAAGAGGAGGAUAUUUCUCUGGAAUUAACGACUGAGCAUUUAGAGAGAUAUCUAGCGUUGAUGUGUGAAUUGGAGCCAGCGCGCGUAGUUGCUCACUUGCACGGGUCACACGGAUGUAGGCUAGACGAGGCAUUGAAGAUUGUCCAGAGAUGGAAAUGCAAAGAUGCGGAGGCAGUGAUGCUGGAGAAACUUGGCAAUUAUCAGGAUGCGUUUGAUCUUCUGCUAAAAGAGUUUGAGGAUCGAUUGGAGAUGUAUCGGCAAGACAAGGUCUCGGAAAGUGAGACAGUGCACGCUGCCGUGCAACUCGCUGGAAUAUGCCGGAGAUCGGCAGGGAAUGUUGAUUGGAUGCCCCUCGUAGAAGCCAUGUUCCGACCGCAAUCGGAAAAUAACAGGCAGAAGAUGAACAAGUUAAGUGGCAAAUUGUUGCGAUUGAUUUUAGAGUCUCUGAGUGGCACGUCAAUACUGUCGAAUAUAUUAGAGCAGAUUCUGAGGAAUCCUUUAGCGACCAGUGGCACGAUGGGCGAUAUACGACAACUAUUGUCUGGAGUCCUCACUCAGUCACGAUAUGAGCAAACCCUAGUUGAAACUACCGCGCGAUUAGUGAGCUUGGAGCUUCAUAAGGCUCUGGAAAAAUCCUUGAGGGACGCUGGUAGAGGAUGUGGUAAUGUUUCCGUGACUUGCCCUGUGUGCAGACAGCCAUUGUCGCAUUGCUCCGAUCACGUAGUAGUGUUCAGCUGCGGUCAUGGAUAUCAUUCGACGUGUCUAGGCGAGCCCAAGUCGUGUUAUAAAUGCUUGAACAUGAAAGGAUGGGCGCCCGUCGUCACCAACGUUACGCACGCCGUCCCACAACCUCCGCCGAGAAAGAAACAGCUUCUCCCGCCGGAAUUCCUACGUCACAGAGACCUCACGUUAAGACUGGCACCAUCCUGUUCUAUCCCCGAUCUCGAGGGCAUCUUUUAAAUCUAGUCUUCGACUAUUGAGCGCGACGUGCGCAUUUACGAGCGGUACGUAUCUUCAGGAUACCAAAAUGAACGUGUAUGAUGUAUUAUACAUGUUACAAGCGGCCCGUACGUGUUGUAUAGCACCGGAGAGCAAAUUCCAUUCCUUGAUAUUUUGUUUGUUUUAAUGCGCGUUGAUGUUUAUGACACGUUGCCAAAUACAAAUUAUAUACUGAAAUACAAAG